This is a messenger RNA of Chinchilla lanigera (long-tailed chinchilla), 3148 nucleotides long. RefSeq names its product cactin, spliceosome C complex subunit (gene Cactin). Lineage: Eukaryota; Metazoa; Chordata; Mammalia; Rodentia; Chinchillidae. Gene Ontology annotation, biological process: mRNA cis splicing, via spliceosome; negative regulation of innate immune response. The transcript has 10 exons. Gene Ontology annotation, cellular component: cytoplasm; spliceosomal complex. Gene Ontology annotation, molecular function: protein binding. Bases 264 to 2528 code for a protein of 754 amino acids. The record is from RefSeq and is a predicted model, not a curated record.
CAGGGGCUGCCUCUAGUACUGCCUGCACAGCGAGUCGCCCCGCCCUGGAGACAGCGGCUCAGAGAGGGCCCGUUCCCGCGAGCCAUAGUUGCAGAUGGAGCGAAGGUUCCCGGACUUCGGGUCUCCGCAGAUUGGGGCUGCGGGAGGGCUCGCCCACCCUGAUCCGGCGCUCUCAGGGCAGCUCCUUACGCGCCGCCGCCAAGGAAGGGCCCCGGGCGGGCCCCGGUUUGUUUGAGUCCGCGUCGCGGCUGCGGUCGCCACCAAUGGGUCGCGGCACACGCUCGCGGUCGCGCUCCACCGGUCGCAGGGGCAGAAAGCGGCGGAGCCGGAGCCGGAGCCGGAGCCGAAGUCGUAGCGGCAGCCGUGGGCGACGAAGCCACAGGUCCCGCGAGGACGAGGAGCGUCGCCGGCGGAGGCGGCGGAGCCGGGAGCGCAGGUCAGAUUCGGAGGAGGAGCGGUGGCAGCGGCCAGGAAGGCGCAGCUGGAGCCCCCCGCCACCCCGCUGGCGUUCCCGGAACCGGGGCAGGUCCUCACCAUCAGACUCUGGAGAGGAGCAAGCAUGGAGCCGCCACGGGUGCUGGCGCUCAUGGUCCCCGCGGUCCUCUGCGUCCAGCGCAGCCUCCCCAGGGCGCUCGCAGAGUCCCAGAGUGGCGGCGGCGGCGGCCCUGAGCCAGCAGCAGAGCCUGCAGGAGCGGCUGCGGCUGCGAGAGGAGCGGAAGCAGCAGGAGGAGCUGCUCAAGGCCUUCGAGACGCCCGAGGAGAAGCGAGCGCGGCGUCUGGCCAAGAAAGAGGCCAAGGAGCGCAAGAAGCGGGAGAAGAUGGGCUGGGGCGAGGAGUACAUGGGCUACACCAACACCGACAACCCCUUCGGCGACAACAACCUGCUGGGCACCUUUAUCUGGAACAAGGCCCUGGAGAAGAAGGGGAUCAGCCACCUAGAGGAGAAGGAGCUGAAAGAGCGGAACAAGAGGAUCCAGGAGGACAACCGGCUGGAGCUGCAGAAGGUGAAGCAGCUGCGGCUGGAGCGGGAGCGCGAGAAGGCCAUGCGGGAGCAGGAGCUGGAGAUGCUGCAGCGGGAGAAGGAGGCGGAGCACUUCAAGACCUGGGAGGAGCAGGAGGACCAUUUCCACCUGCAGCAGGCCAAGCUGCGCUCCAAGAUCCGCAUCCGGGAUGGGCGGGCCAAGCCCAUCGACCUGCUGGCCAAGUACAUCAGCGCCGAGGACGAUGACCUGGCUGUGGAGAUGCAUGAGCCGUACACCUUCCUCAACGGGCUCACCGUGGCCGACAUGGAGGACCUGCUGGAGGACAUCCAGGUAUACAUGGAGCUGGAGCAGGGCAAGAACGCAGACUUCUGGCGCGACAUGACCAUCAUCACCGAGGAUGAGAUCUCCAAGCUCCGCAAGCUGGAGGCCUCAGGCAAGGGCCCAGGCGAGCGCAGGGAAGGCGUGAAUGCCUCGGUCAGCUCGGACGUGCAGUCGGUGUUCAAGGGCAAGACCUACACGCAGCUGCAGGUCAUCUUCCAGGGCAUCGAGGGCAAGAUCCGGGCUGGCGGCCCCAACCUGGACAUGGGCUACUGGGAGAGCCUGCUGCAGCAGCUGCGUGCACACAUGGCCCGCGCCAGGCUCCGAGAGCGCCACCAGGAUGUGCUGCGGCAGAAGCUGUACAAGCUGAAGCAGGAGCAGGGCGUGGAAAGUGGGCCCCUGUUCCCCAUCCUCAAGCAGGAGCCGCCGUCCCCCAGCCAGAGCCUGGAGCCAGAGGAGCCUGAGCAGCCGCCCGCCGGGCCCUCGGUGGAGGGCGGCCCUGCAGAGGAGGAGGCGGCCCCCGGCGAGGGCGAAGGGGACGGCGAGGGCGAGGGCGAGGGCGAGGCGGUGCUCAUGGAGGAGGACCUGAUCCAGCAGAGCCUGGACGACUACGACGCGGGCAGGUACAGCCCGCGGCUGCUCACGGCGCACGAGCUGCCGCUGGACGCGCAUGUGCUGGAGCCGGACGAGGACCUGCAGCGCCUGCAGCUGUCACGGCAGCAGCUCCAGGUCACCGGGGACGCCAGCGAGAGCGCCGAGGACAUCUUCUUCCGGCGGGCCAAGGAGGGCAUGGGCCAGGACGAGGCGCAGUUCAGCGUGGAGCUGCCGCUCAGCAGCAAGGCCUACCUGUGGGCCGACAAGUACCGGCCGCGCAAGCCGCGCUUCUUCAACCGCGUGCACACGGGCUUCGAGUGGAACAAGUACAACCGGACGCACUAUGACUUUGACAACCCGCCGCCCAAGAUGGUGCAGGGCUACAAGUUCAACAUCUUCUACCCCGACCUCAUCGACAAGCGCUCCACGCCCGAGUACUUCCUGGAGGCCUGCACCGACAACAAGGACUUCGCCAUCCUGCGCUUCCACGCGGGCCCGCCCUACGAGGACAUCGCCUUCAAGAUCGUCAACCGCGAGUGGGAGUACUCCCACCGCCACGGCUUCCGCUGCCAGUUCGCCAACGGCAUCUUCCAGCUCUGGUUCCACUUCAAGCGCUACCGCUACCGCCGAUGACGGCGGGCAGGGGUGGCAUCUGCCCCCAGCUGGAGCUUCCCACCGGGCCCCCGUCUCCCCUUGCACAACACAGGGUCAAGCCAUAGAACCGGCCUUGGAGAACGGAGGGGACAGGGGGCGGCCUCAGCCUGCUGCGUGUUGGAAAGGACUGCCAGAGCGAGGGGUUUGGCAGUUGUCAACAGACUUCCCCAUCCAGGAGGCCCAGGGCCACCUACUCUCACCCCGGGAAUGUGCAGGGAAGAGUCAGACCUGGAUGCUGGCCCCUGGCCUCUGGACAAGGCAGCAGCGCACCGGGGCCCUGCCCUGAGCAGGCCGCUGUGCCGGGCCGCGGGAGGAGCAGCUAGCAGGGAGGAGGCCAUGUCCAGCCUGGCCCCUCCCAGAGCAUCGGUCAGCCAGGCAGGGCCACACAGGUGCCCACGGCCCUCCUCCUCCGUGCUGAGGUAUGGUGACAUCUGUGUCAUCGCAGUCCUCGGGGGACCUGAAGCGCUACUUCUUGGCUUGCCCGACACCAGCUGUCAUGACCGAGGGCUCCACCCAAGCCUCGUCUCAUCUGGAAAUCAUUUCAGUCUGUUUCUCUGGAAAACUUUUCUAAGUGGGAAUAAAAGCCUCGUUUUAUUUUU